AUGUCAAACCUACCGGCUCUACAUAGGAUAUUCGGGUUGUUCUACAUCGUGACGUGCUUCUGUUCCGUCCUUUAUGGAUUUUCUUGCCUCCAAGCCUGGUGGUAUUUUCGAAGUUAUGCCUCUCGAGAUUGCUGGAUCGUGAAAUCCAUGGUUUCCGCUGUUAUGGUCUGUGAAACGAUACAAAUGACCUUAAUGAGCGCCUCUAUGUACCAAUAUUGCAUUUCUGGGGUAUUCGAAGAUGGCCUUAGAACGGAAGGGCACAAGAGCAUCGACAUACCAAUACAACAAACCUUUAUUGUCCAGUUUUUGUUCAGCCCAGGGAUAGCUAUUAUUGUCCAGAUGUUUUACUGCUUCCGUAUUUACAAAAUCUCCAUGUCCAAAAUCGUUCCCACACUGUUGGCGGCAGCAGGUUGGACUUCUUGCGUCAUAAUGUAUGUACUCACUGGAAUAACAUUGUGGAAGGGUCAAUCAUUUCGAGAUUUUCUUGAACCAAAAAUGGUAAUACUGUCCACCGUCAUGAACGCAUCAGCAGCGUUUUGUGACAUUGCGAUAUCCGGUGUCAUGGUGUUCUACUUGCACCGACGCAAGUCUGGUAUUAGAAGCUCGACGAGUAUGAUAAAUCGUAUGAUUCUGUUCAGUGCCAGCACCGGGAUGCUCACGAGCUUGUUCGCUCUGAUAUCCUUGAUAUGUGAAUUUACGCUCCCGUUUACUUUUACAUCCAUCUUGUUCUACUUGUUGUGUGGAAGAUUAUACACAAAUUCUUUGCUCAUCACUCUCAACGGAAGGUUGUACAUCAUUGAAGGAUCAACAACUCCCCAGAUCGGAUUCAGAAUACCCCGAAUCCGGAAAACUCGAAAAAGAGGUGGAAAUCAACGUAAAGUCUUGUCAACCCCGAUGGUGACCAUGAUCAUCGAGGAAAGUGUCGUUACCGAGAAGCCCGAAAAAGUCGAUGAAGAGGAGAACUUGACAGUUAGACAACAUGAAACUCCCGUGGAUAUCGAAACACCCAGACAUUGA
Messenger RNA from Marasmius oreades (fairy-ring Marasmius), 1017 nucleotides. RefSeq lists its product as uncharacterized. NCBI's taxonomy places the organism in Eukaryota, Fungi, Basidiomycota, Agaricomycetes, Agaricales, Marasmiaceae. The transcript is spliced from 21 exons. The coding region runs from base 1 to 1017 and encodes 338 amino acids. The record is from RefSeq and is a predicted model, not a curated record.